AUGGCAUCCGUGGAGGUUGAAAAACUCUCAGAACAUCUUCUCAAAUGCCCUAUCUGCCUGGAAACGUACACAACCCCCAAAGUCCUUCCAUGCUUGCACACGUUCUGUCAGCAUUGCCUUCAGGGACUCAUUCACAGUGGAGAAAACAGCAUCGUAUGCCCAACGUGUCGUUGUGAAGUUUCCGUCCCCAAAGAUGGCGUCGGAGCCUUGUCGACCAACUUCUUUAUUAACAACAUGUUAGAUUUCCUUUCUGUGGCCAAAAGUAAUUCCGAUCCCGUCAUCUGCACUAACUGUGAGGAGAAGAACAGAGCCACCUCGCGGUGCAUAGAGUGCAUGGAAUUCCUCUGUGCCCAGUGCGUUGCAGCGCAUCGCAGAACACGUUUGACCAAAGAACACGAGGUGAUCGCCUUAAAUGAUUUGCAAGCACAGAAAGAAGUCCAGGAAAAACUGCACCGGCCCCUUCUCUGCACAGUGCACGAGAGAGAGGUGUUGAAGUACUUUUGUGAGACUUGCGAUGAACCUGUUUGUAGAGAAUGCCUGAUUAUCGAACACCGAGAACAUCACUAUGGUUAUUUGAAAGACGUGGAUAAGAAACAUCGUUCCGAGGUAAGCCUUUGGGUUUAGGGUGCAUUUAUAUUGGAUAGAAUAAGAGAUAUUCUACUAAACAACCUUUGAAAUUUCAACUACUACUUAAACUGAGAGUAACUAGAACUGGCUAUUGUUUAAGGAACCUUUGGAAUGUUGACUUACAGCAUAUUGUCACAUCGAAAUACUCCCAAAGCACGUUAAUACACCUAGAGUAAAUAUGUUUUAUGCAUGAACGCUUUAGACAGAAAAUUGGAAAUUGAGGGUCCGGAAAUAUUUUACCAGCCGUAGUUUAAAUGAUGAACAGAAUUCUUCAAAAGCUGACAUGUUCUUGGAAGGGUCGCCAGUGAUGCUAAAAACACUUUUCAAUGGUAAUUAAUUUUCAAUGGUCAAUUUAAUUAACUUAAAAGUAGAAAUUUCAACUUAUAUUUACCAUUUAUUUAGUCUCUUAGUUUAUAUUUCUUCAAUUUAUUUCUAAAAAGGUCGCAAAGAGAGUUCGUUUUCAAGUUAACAUUAACAGCUCAUUUUACCGAAUACUGAUCUAACAUUGUUUGUUUAUUUAAGUUCAUUGUUAGCCAUCCCCCCAACCCCGAUUUCCCUGAAAGUAUUUCUUUUCAUCUAUUCAUACAUCCAGGUGAUCUGAGUAACGCCUCCAAAUAAUGGUGGCUUCAGCUUUAAAUAUAACAAUUUUGCGUAAAUUUCCAUCUCCGCUGGAAUUCCCAAUAAAGUAGGAAAGUAUGGCUUUUUAUUCGUAAAUCAUAAUUGGGUUCUUCCAGCAAAUUAAGAUGCAUGAGCACCGUAAUUGCCACUGUGUUUGUAAAGAAACGUAAAUUGCCUUUAUCUUAUAAAAGUAUUACAGUCCAGCUUCCACGCUUCUAAGCUGGACUUGCCAUGCCCCCUGGCCUUAGUGAUCAUAGCUUUACCUCUGUCAGUAUUAUGACAUACCAUGUGCUACUCAAAUUAAAUUCACCUUUUGCAUAAUUAACUGUCAUAAUUUUUUUUUUAUCCAUUAACCAAGCACGUGUAAACGAAGUUAAUAAACUUAGUAAGGCCCCAUUAUGAACCAAAAAGCCCUGUAAGGCUCACCUUCCAGUCAAGAAAUUCUUGAGUUUUUCAAUCUCCCAUUUUUUCUUCGGAACACAUUCAGUAUCAUAUAUAGCUUCUGGUAUAGACCUGGAUAGUAAAUCGAAAAAAUAGCCACACCUGUUAGUUCAGCAUCAGAGUGUAACGUUGGAGACACAAAUGGUUCUUUUUUUUCCAGCUUAACCACCACUGCUUACCUAAAAUGUACAUGGUUACUACUUUCGUCGAUACAGUCAAAUCCCCAGGUUAAUACGCGCGGAUACUGAGUGGGUCAUAAAAAGUGUACGUAUUAACGGGGCCAGUCCGUAUUAAGCGGGUUGAAUUCAGAGAGAAUGUAAGGGCUUUCUUUCCCCAGGGACAAAGCAAACUGCCCGUAAUAAUGAGACGUCCGUUUUAAACGGGUGUCCUUUAAUUAAGCGGGGUUUGACUGUAACUCUAAAUCUCUAGACUGUUCACAGUCUCCUAUUUUCCCGUGAGAUCGUCGAGACAUAACGCGUCCUACCAUUAAUGGCGGCCAUCUUGAUUUUUAAAUGUUCUGAGGAGCGGCGUCGGUGAUUAUAGCUCUAGUGCGAAGGGGGGCGAGAAAAAUAUUUUUCGCUUCCUCCCAAACCGCCCCCGGCCCCUAAGUAGUUUUGACUCUCAUGCAAAAUGGCACCCUGUAACGCAAAGCGCUCGAUCUCGACGAUCUUACGGGAAAAUAGGGGACUGCGAACAGUCUACUCAGAGAAGACCAACUUAACUUGCCCUCUCGUUACAGACGGAGAACAAUGUGAUAACGUGUCUCUAAGCCAGUAUAAACGUCCAAUCAUUCAUUAUUCAUUCAUUCAGUCGCUAUUCCUUUAUCAGUGCACUUUUGAUUUAUUCUUUCAUUCUUACAAUCAUUUACCAUAAAUUGUUUUUCUCCUUUUUGGUUUCUGUUUACUUAGGUUGGUGUGUUGGUCAUGAACACAAAGAAAAGAAUCGGUCCACUUAAGGAGGCCAUCGAGAAAGUCACCGAAACGAAACAAAGGCUGGAUUAUAAGCUGGAGGAAGUAAGACAAGAGGUAUAUCAGAACUGCAAGCGCUGCAGAGAAGUCAUCCAAGAGAGAGAAGAAGAAAUAUUAACUCAAGUUAACAACUUGUACCGCAUGAAGUCAAAAACACUAGAAAUACAACUCGAGGAGCUUCAGCUAAUGUUAGGCAAUCUAAAUAGCAGCAUCGAUUUCACGGAAAGUUUGCUUAGACACGGUAACGAAGCAGAAGUGAUGAUUGUAAAGAAACAGAUGACACAACGCUUGCAUGAACUAAACAAUUUGAAAUUGGAGUACUUGCCAUUGGAAGAUGCCCUCAUCGAUUACACGUUUUCCACGGACAAUUUUAGAAAGGCAAUCGACCACAUUGGAGAGGUGAAAGUUUACCACGCCUAUCCACCUUAUUGCUUUGCCACUGGUGUUGGAAUUCAUCGCGCCAAGGCAGGCUUGGAAGCCGUGUUUCUUGUCACUGCAAAAGACAGGAUGAAUGAAAUAUACAGCGGUAAAGGGGAACCUAUCAGUGUAGAGAUUGAGCCACCCGAGGGAGAUCCCGUCCCGAGUAGGUAUUUCUUCUUGGAGUAUAGGCUGAAUACAGUCAGCAACAUCGUUUCAAGUCUAUAAUGAGCCUUUUCAAUCUUUGCGACAUAAUAUAGUUUUUAAAAACAAUGAAAAUUAGGAUCGCUAGAUCACUGAAAGGUUGGCUUUCAUUUGUAUACCCUUAAUUCUCUUGUUUAAUCGCGUACGCGCUUUCCUUUGCCGAUUUAAGACUCAAACUUUCUCUUUCAUCUCAGUUUCUGUCAUAGACAACGAAGACGGAACUCACACAGUGUCUUAUCAGCCAACAGUAAGAGGAAACCAUCAGAUCACGAUUACUAUGAGAAAUUGCAACAUCAACGGAAGUCCUUUCAGUGUCAAUGUGACUGGCAGAAUGGACUUUGCCAAGGUUGGAAAGGUCAUGGCGUGCUUUGGCUGCGAGGGCACUGGAGGAGGUACUUGAAGAAAACAUAACUUACCUUUCAAUCUAGUUGCAAAAGUAAAUAAGCCGUGACUUUGUUUUGUGCCCCUCUAAUCUGUGACUCGCUCAACCAAUCAGUAAGGAAUCAAGUUUUCUGUUCUUUUUUUUUUCCCAAGCCACCUGCAUGAAUUAGCUUUGAAGAGAUGUUUUGGUUCAUUUGAUUGCCUGCAUCUGUUGCGAUUGGCCAGACAGAAUAAUUACUGUAUUGAAUUUUGCUUUUUAACAAUUAAAUGUUUUAAAAACUUAAAUUACGAAGGAGGGAGGGCUAUGUUGAUUUUCUUUAGUUAUUAUUAAGGACUUUAAAUGGUUUUCAUAUCUGAUUAUCUUUCUUUCUAGGUGAAUUUAACAUGCCUUGGGACGUAGCUAUUGACGAAGAAAAUCAUCAUCUUAUUAUAACAGACUGCAACAACCAUCGAGUACAGGUUUUUGACUUCGAAGGAACAUUUAUGUUCAAGUUUGGUGCAGAGGGGGCGGAAAAAGGCCAGUUUAGAAACCCCAAAGGAGUAGCUAAAGCCUCUAAUGGGCACAUAAUGGUUGCUGACUUCAACAAUCACCGAGUACAAGUAUUCAACGAGGACGGUCGCUUUAUCAGGAAGUUUGGUAGCUUCGGAGUUGAACGACCAGGCCUCAUGAAUCAUCCGUGCGGUGUGGAAUGCAUCGGAGAACUGGUGAUAGUUUCGGAGCAAGACAAUCACCGGGUUCAACUGUUUAACAUGAAUGGGGAGCCGGUUCGACAAUUUGGAUCCCAGGGCUUUUCUAAGGGACAAUUCAUAUACCCACAUCACGUAAGCGUGAAUCAGAGGGGAAGAAUCAUUGUGGCAGACUGUGUCAAUGAUCGUAUUCAAGUAUUUGAUAUGGAAGGAAAAUGUCUGUCAGACUUUGGAAAGGAAGGUAGGGCUUAAUUAACAACAAUAAAUAUGGUGAUGAUAAUGAUGAUGAUGAUAACCUUAAUGAUGAUGAUUGGUAAUUCCGUAUUAAAAAAGAGUCAACCACCCAUAUAAAGGAGCUUCCUUACCCGUGAUAUUACCAAAAGCUACUGGACUAGUGAACGUGGUUUUUGCGAGUGUUGCAGUCCUCUGACAAUUAUGAAACAAUCGCGAGAGUGAAAGUAUUGAUGAUUGGCUUAAAUUUUUCUCUUAUACGUACACAAUGAAUUUUUCUCUCAUUUCAGUUUAAGGUGAUCCCUUCUUCAAAAGGUCCCUUGUCGCCCCUUGUAAGGUAAUCCAAGACAGGCUUGGAUUCUGGAUUCCACGCCGUAGAUUCCGGAUUCCAGCUACUGGAUUCCAGUCUUUUUCUGUGGAACUAGGAUUCUGGAUUCCAACCUUUAGUAGGAUUCCGGAUUCCUUGCGUUGUAUUCCGGAUUCCAAAGCCCACGAUUCCAGAUCGCACAAGCAAAAAUUUCCCCGAGUCCGGAAUCCGGAUUGCCAUACAUCGGGCAACCAUUGUCUUUUGAGUCGACUGUCUAGUCAGGCAAACUCAUCCUCCUUAAUUUGCUAAAUAAAUCUUACAUAUUGUUGAAACAAAGCUUUGUAAACACGCCAAUUUAUUAAAAAGAAGAACACGUAUCGAAAUAUUUGUAAGUCGUAAUAUCCGUAGUCGUAACUGUUAAUAUUGUUUUUCGUUUUGAAUAUACAUAUACAAUUAAACCAAGCGUUUCUACUAGGCAAAAUCAUUUAUUUUAACUUUUGAAUCAAGUGGAGAUUAUAGGUUAGAACUUAAAAAUAACAAAAAGUAAAAAAGAAGCAAUUUUGCACGUAAAUGCACUGAUUAUGCAGGUUUUAUAUGCGUGUUGGCAAGUUAAUGAAUGUCGCGUGCAAAGUUUUAUGUCAAAAGAAAAGCGAAGGCAGUGCUGCGGUGUAGAUUGAGUAAAAUGAUCGACUGUUACUUAGUUGUUCAGCUUACUGUAGAGUCGAAAUGUUAUUUCUCAAAAACACACGUUACGCAUUUUGAAGCAAAUUUUGAGCUUACCUUUCUAUGACUUGUGAUGUUGUGACAUUUCGCCGACUGCAUAAAAGGCAACGACCUGACGACAGGUCUUCACACCAAACUAGUACGCAAGCCUGGCGAUAAUACUGCUUUCUUCCAGGACUGUAGGGUUCUUCUUUUUUGUCGUUCGGUCUCGUAACAAUUAAAACGGAUGCUCAUCUGAGUGCAGGAAGCCAUUUAAACGCUGUGAAUGAAUUCCCCUGGUAAUCUUCAAACUCGCACAAGGCUAGUAGCCUAAUUUUUCCAAGUACACAAAUAUUCACUUGCUGUAAGCCUAAGUCACCGUCAUUUAUCUUUACGAGGUCCCUUUUAGGUAUUAUUCGAGUAUUCUAUCCUUAUCUUCAUCGUACAAACGUACUCCAAGGCAAAGCUGCGAGCAAAUCUUGUUCAAAUUUUCGCCAAGAACCAGCCAAGUUUCCCGCCAAAACGAGCAUGGUGCAACAUGGCCUUGCACGUGAUCACAUAAUGUUCGGCCAAUCAGCAGCGAUAAGUUGAAUUUUAGUCCCGUUUCUUGACAUCCGAGCAAUCAAAGCUUUUUAUUUUACCUCGACUGCAAAAAUAAAUCAGGAAAAUUAUUCAAAAGAAAAAUACCCUCUCUUUCUAUCUUCUUUUAAGACAGAACAUAUUUAUUUUUUGAAGGAUCCCAGAACGGAUUAUUCGAUGGCCCUGAGGGAGUAGCCUGUGACGACGAGGACAACAUCUUGGUCUGUGAUUAUCACAAUCACAGGAUACAAGUGUUCAAUUCUAAUGGCGAGUUUGUGAACACCUUUGGCGCCUUUGGUGAAGAUGAAGGCUGUUUCAAGAACCCCUGUGGCAUAGCAGUAACUAAGGAGGGAAAUAUUGUUGUAGUGGAUAGUGGAAAUAACCGGAUCCAAGUCUUUUAAGUACUCUUUUUAUAAAUAGCACUUUUUCGGAACUUUUACAAUACAUUAGUCGUCCAAACAAGUUAUCUUAAAUGCCUUUAUCUGAUUAUUUCAUUUUAUACUUUUACUCAAUCAGCUCAAUCAAGUCUAUAACAAGUUUGCCUAUCCGAUACUUAUUUAAAAGUCACCAACGUUUUUAUCAAGACCACGUUAUAAUUGAAUUGUAAAUAAUUUAUGGAGUGAAAGCCAAGUUUUAGGUCAAGAUGACUGUGAGCUAUAGAUGUAAUCUAAGGUGCUGGUUUUCUUUCCUUCGAGGGCUAUAGUUUCUGUCUUCAGGCUCUAUCGUCGAAAACGUUUAAAAGUAUUUUUUUUUGGAAGGACAUAAUUUCAGAACUUGAAUUUAACAAGCGGAAACACGAAGAGGAGGAAAACCCCGCCGCUGUAAGGGCAACGAAACUCUACCUUUUAAGCUAGGCUGAUAGCCAAUCCCUACGCAAGUAUCACCUCGAUCAUGUCCAGCUCCAUUCAUUUAUCAACACUGAUUAUUUCCUGGCUGCAAUCGUUUCAUAUACAGUCAUUCUCAUAUUUAUGUUAUUUAAGCGCGAGUGGAGGUAUAUUGAUACAUUUUCAUAUUAAAUUUCAUUUUUUAAAGAAGAAGAACAAGAGGAAGAAAAAAGGAUAAAGAAAGAAAAAGUGAAUUAAUGGCCGCUUUUUCACGGGAUUGCUCGUAGCAAUGGCUCGUAUGCAGUUGCUUGCAGGAAAGCUCGCAGUAAAAAACCACGCGCUAGUGGCAUGCGUGAAAGAAGGGUCUCGUGUAGCUCACGUUACUCGCCACCAUAAAAAAUAGAGAGCUUGCUCGCAGACUGGUAUACCGUGGUCAAUAAAGUAGACUGUAAAAUAGUGUACAUAAAACGCAAAUUCUAAUUCACAAAUUUGUCGUCGGUGCAUACUUUUGAGCGUCAAACCGUUAUAUACAAUUCACUUUGUUUUAGUUCUGAAAAUAACACAAAAUUAUACACGUGUCGUGCCACGUGAAGUUAAAAGGGUAA
Porites evermanni is the source of this 7591-nucleotide messenger RNA. The record is from the annotation of a GenBank genome assembly. Lineage: Eukaryota; Metazoa; Cnidaria; Anthozoa; Scleractinia; Poritidae.